UGGAGAGGCAGAGGACGUCAUAAGUGUUCGGUUAAGCAGGCACUUAUCCUUAUCAGACCGCCGCAAAUUGAAGUCCCUCAGAGCCUCUGGACGUCCGAGUUCGGGAGACGAGCUUCACGACUUUUACGACCUGCUAUGACAUCUCUGCCCACUAGUAUAUCUUUUCGAGUCGGCUCCUUAGGGACCGCGUCGAGCAUCGGCGAUGCCAUUGCGUCCUAUCGCCGGUCCCAGUAUUUCUUGACAACGUCAAAUGUGCCUUCAUCCACUGAGGACUUUGAGGAAACUCUCGAGGACGAGGAAGCCGCUAUCCAACACGACGGAAGGGGUCAAGGACCUUCGCUUCCCUCGUCAUACGAUUCCACGGGUUCGCAUGAAGGUCUUGUCGGGAACCUUGACUGGGAUGAAGAUAACCUGCCUACUCCGAGAGCCGUUGAUGACAGAAACGUAGCAGGAGGAAGUCUACUCCCUCCGAUACCCGUCCCUGGCAGGACUUCAUCUCCGGCGAAGAGGGACGCGGGGGAACGGACGCCCCUAUUACGGAAGGCUACCUCCUCAUCUGCUGUGGACGGUACAGGCCCUGCUUCAGGUGCCCCAGGACCAGUAGUGCAACCAUCGGAUUUGUCUUCUUCUGCACCUCUCAAACAGGAUGCAAAUGCAAUACCACACCGUAUCUCGUCUGGAAGUCUCAGAAGUACGAAAUACAACUUUGGUGGCAGGAGCACGUUUGGGCAGACUCUGUUCAACUCGAUAGCAAUACUUCUGGGCAUCGGAAUGCUGUCCGAACCUUUGGCUUUCGCCUAUGCCGGGUGGAUUGGGGGCACAUUUUUGAUCAUCUUCUACGGGUAUAUCACCUGCUACACGGCUAAGAUACUAGCACAUAUAAUAUUAGACGACCCCCGUCUCCGCUCGUAUGCUGACAUUGGACGCAAAGCUUUCGGUCCCAAAUCAAUGCCGCUCACAAGUGCGAUGUUUUGUCUGGAGCUUUUCGCUGUUAGUGUUGCACUCGUGACUCUGUAUGCCGAUUCACUGCAUUCCAUCAUUCCAUCUUAUUCAGCCGAUGCAUACAAGAUGCUCGGACUCGUUGUACUCAUACCGACUGUAUUUCUACCGCUGUCCCUGUUGUCAUACACGUCUAUCAUGGGCAUAGUCUCGACGCUCUUCCUCGUCGCCGUUAUUUUCAUCGACGGGUUCUCCAAGAAGAACAGCCCGGGAAGCCUCUGGCAGCCUGCAGAGACCAGUCUCGGGAUCCAUAGUAUUGGAGAACUCGGAAUCGCAUACGGCUUAUUUAUGGCUGGGUUCUCUGGUCAUGCUGUGAUUCCGUCCCUAGCGAGGGAUAUGGUUGAUCCUGGGCAGUUUGACAUUAUGAUAGAUUGGGCGUUUUUUGCUGCUACUGUGAUAUAUGCAGUGAUCGGCAUCGCCGGAUAUCUCAUGUUCGGCUACUCCGUGCAUGACGAGAUCAGCCAAGAUCUGCUACUCACAAAGGCCUACAACCCGACGCUGAACAAGAUCGCCCUCUGGAUGCUUGUCAUCAAUCCACUGUCCAAGUUUGCGCUCGCCACAAGACCGCUCAACGUUACGCUCGAGAUCAUGCUCGGGUUGGAAACGACGCUCCCCCCGAGCUCGCCGGAGGACCACGGGCUGAAGGCGAGCACCAGUUCAGGCAGCGCACGGUCAGAAAGCACCCGGCACGCGCUCCUCCGGCGCGCGUUCAUGGUGAUGGAGCGCGUCUGCUUUACCUUGCUCUCGGUCACCGUGUCGAUCCUGGUGCCGCAGUUCAGCUCGGUGAUGGCAUUCCUCGGGUCGUUUUCGGCGUUCCUGUUGUGUGUGAUUGGCCCGGUUUCCGCGAAGAUUGCGUUGCAAGGGAGGUGUGGGUUGUUCGAUGGGGCGUUACUGGGUAUAGGGAUUGUGAUGGCUGUGUGGGGCACGGGGGCGGCGUUCUGGUCCACGACAGAGUAA
This is a messenger RNA of Gloeophyllum trabeum ATCC 11539, 1956 nucleotides long. RefSeq lists its product as uncharacterized. Gene Ontology annotation, biological process: amino acid transmembrane transport. Gene Ontology annotation, molecular function: amino acid transmembrane transporter activity. Lineage: Eukaryota; Fungi; Basidiomycota; Agaricomycetes; Gloeophyllales; Gloeophyllaceae. The transcript has 11 exons. Bases 136 to 1956 code for a protein of 606 amino acids. Gene Ontology annotation, cellular component: vacuolar membrane. The record is from RefSeq and is a predicted model, not a curated record.